Molecule: messenger RNA, 2095 nt
Organism: Drosophila serrata
Lineage: Eukaryota; Metazoa; Arthropoda; Insecta; Diptera; Drosophilidae
Gene: Sam-S
Product: S-adenosylmethionine Synthetase
Biological process (GO): S-adenosylmethionine biosynthetic process
Molecular function (GO): ATP binding; methionine adenosyltransferase activity
Source: RefSeq, a predicted model, not a curated record
UGAAAAGUGUGCGCUCUUUUUCUACAAAAACCGUCGCCAAGAUAGGACGUGUGUGUUGGCUGCGCCGCUGAUUUGGUUGCCGUCGCUGAAAACAGUACAAAAAUCAGUAGAAUCACUCCACCUUUACACCAGCUCCAGACUCGUGCUAAGAGCCCUACUCCUUCAGCCAAGAACAGAGACCAACCAGGACCUACAACAAACUACCAGCAAAAUGCCGCAGAAGACAAAUGGACACAGCAGCGCCAAUGGUUGCAAUGGCAGCAAUGGCAACUCCUACGACAUGGAGGAUGGCCAGACAUUCCUCUUCACUUCCGAGUCCGUCGGCGAGGGACACCCAGACAAAAUGUGCGACCAAAUCAGCGACGCUAUCUUGGAUGCCCAUCUGAAGCAGGAUCCCAACGCCAAGGUGGCCUGCGAAACUGUUGCCAAGACCGGCAUGAUCCUGCUCUGCGGUGAGAUCACAUCAAAGGCCGUCGUGGACUACCAGCGAGUUGUGCGUGAGACUGUCCAGCACAUUGGCUACGAUGACUCGUCCAAGGGUUUCGAUUGGAAGACCCUAAACCUGCUUGUUGCCAUCGAACAGCAGUCGCCCGAUAUUGCCAACGGCGUGCACAUCAACCGCGAAGAGGACGACGUCGGCGCUGGUGACCAGGGCAUCAUGUUUGGCUAUGCCACCGAUGAGACCGAGGAGUGCAUGCCCCUCACCGUCGUCCUGGCCCACAAGCUGAACGAGAAAAUCGCCGAGCUGCGUCGCUCCGAUGUCUUCUGGUGGGCUCGUCCCGAUUCCAAGACCCAAGUCACUUGCGAGUACCUCUUCAACCAGGGUUCGGCCGUGCCCAAGCGCGUCCACACCAUCGUUGUGUCCAUGCAGCACUCGGAGAAGAUUUCGCUGGAGACCCUGCGCUCCGAGGUGAUGGAGAAAGUUGUCAAAGUCGUCAUUCCCGCCAAAUACAUUGAUGCCAACACCAUUGUCCACAUCAAUCCAUGCGGACUCUUCGUCAUCGGCGGCCCCAUGGGCGAUGCUGGUCUAACGGGCCGUAAGAUUAUCGUUGACACCUAUGGAGGAUGGGGUGCCCAUGGUGGAGGUGCUUUCUCGGGCAAGGAUUUCACAAAGGUCGACAGAUCGGCGGCUUAUGCCGCACGCUGGGUGGCCAAGUCGCUGGUGAAGGCCGGUCUGUGCAAGCGAUGCUUGGUCCAGGUGUCGUACGCCAUCGGUCUGGCCGAGCCGCUGUCCAUCACUGUCUUCGACUACGGCACUUCCCACAAGUCGCAAAAGGAGCUGCUGGAAAUUAUCCGGCGCAACUUUGACCUCAGGCCCGGCAAGAUUGUCAAGGACUUGAACCUGCGCCAGCCUAUUUACCAGCGUACCAGCACAUAUGGCCACUUUGGACGCGCCGGCUUCUCGUGGGAGGAGGCCAAGCAUUUGGAGAUCAAUUGACUAGACGCCGACGAGUCACCGUGUGCUAAAAGGUUGAAGACAUCGUCAUCAUCAUCCGCGUCAACAACAACAGAAACAGCAACCGCAAAAGCAACGUAAUUUUUAAUUUCGUUUUGUUUAAGUUGCAAAAAGCGGUUCGAGCUCUUUGCUAUCCUUAAAACCAAUCUGAUGUAGUUGUAGUCGUCAUCCCCCACGCAUAUAUAUACUUAAUAGAGAGCUCUCCCACACCAGAAUUGAUGAGCUUUAGUUUUACAUAUACAUAGUAUAGAGUCGUCGCGUCGCUCACACAAAAAGAAACCGAGUAGUUAGCCCCUUGAAAAGAAAAACCCUUGAAAUUGUAUAAAAAACAACUUGCGAUAUCCUCCGUUGCCUAGAAAUUAUGCACACCAUUCUCAUGCUUAAUUGUACACAUAUUUUUGUAUCUUUUACUAUAUCUGCCUAUAUGUUGUCGAUUGUGUGCGUUGUAUAUGUAUAUGUUUAACACAAAAGUUUUUAAACAACUCGAUUGUAUGUAUAUUACACACUAUUACUAUGCUAUAUAUACUGUCUUUGUAUGUUCUGUAGCCAACCAACCAUAAGAUAAUGUAUUUUCCUUUACAAAAAUAUAUUACAAAUACAGAUAGAGGAGUUUGUAAUAAUUAUCCAAACAGAGCAAAA